AUGGCUCACGCUGACGACGAGUCAUCAAUGCUUCGGUUGCGUCGCCCUUGUAACGGUAUGGACCCGCAAUGGCAGGCUGGCGAGGGCGACGCUGCAGCAGAAAAGAACACCACCACACCAUCAACAAAGGAUAAACUCAGCAAUCCUUAUAGGCAGGUGCCGUCGUCAUGGGUGCCCUACACUCUGAGAAAGCGUUUCCUGGCCGGCUUCAUCGCUUACACGCUCGUCCUCGGUAUCACUACUGCGGUGCUGCAUUUCAUCUCGUCCAAGGACAUGGGGCUCGCAGACGAACAGAACUCAACCGUCGUCUAUGUAGGCUCUAAAUUUGUGCCCACCUUGCUUGCAGUCCUCUACCUCCUCCUUGCGACAAUGUUACUGGAUGAUGUCAAGCGUACCGAGGCCUUUGCCCGACUGUCCAGAAGAGAAGGUGCCCCUGCGGAUGUAUCAGUAUUUCAACACAUCGAUGCCUGGUGGUCUGCCCUGUUCAACAGUUUCCCUAGUCGCCCGAAGCAACGACCUGUCGCCUGGACCAUGCUCUCCGCCACUCUGUUAUUCGUUCUCAGUUUCCUCGUCCUCUCGCCCUUUUCGUCGACUCUGGUUGAGUCACAGGACGUUGUGUAUCGGCGAAAUAUUCAAUUUGCACGACUACCAGUGUCAGCGACAUCCCCCCUUGACGCCGAACCAGACGCAACAACAUAUUUUCGCUCCAUAAGCAACAUACUGCAAAACGUAUCCACGUCGGCCUGGAUCACGAAUGAGUACGCCAUCGUUCCGUUCUGGCCACAUGAUAGGGCGCCGCCUCUGGGACUGUCCCUCGGCGAUGAGUCUGAGUACUGGACCUCCGAGACAGCGGUCAUUGCCAGCGAGUUGAGCUGUGAGCGUCUGGAGCUGACCGAGAAAGCUAUUGUCACCGGUCCAGAUGGUUACAUCCAAUAUCCAACUAUAACCCUAUCAAACCCCACCUGCUCAUAUACCUUGCUAAGUAGGACGAGCUCUCAAACAGGGACCUUCUGGUCGAACCGUCAGAAUUUGGCUGCCGUUGCGGAGAGGAUGAGGCUUAACCUGACAGCUGUCCAAUGCAGCGAAGAUAGCGUCCUCGUAUCAUCAAGUCCGUGGCAAGACUCUGAUUUCGAAUGGGUUCCCGAACUUCGCGCCAGCGGUUAUGCAUGCAAUAACUCGUACUCCACGGCAACGCUGGCCGUCACUGCAGCGCUCGAAAAGGGCGCAGUGAGCUUCAGUUUCGACAAGGAACAGUAUCAGACCAGAAAAAUGCCUCUGGAUGAUGCUACAUUCAACGUUUCUGCUUUUACGAAUGUCUUCUACGGUGCUUCCUGGGGCGACUAUCUUGUUGCUGCAAGUAAGAGCAUUGGGGAGCGCGCCCCUGCUGAAGGUCCUGCAGCUCUCGCCACAGCAAUUUACGAGUUCAAUCCGUUGAGUGUCAUGGAUGAUACUGCGCUCAUGUCCAAGGCAAACAAGGUCCAGCAACGGUUCAUGGGGGAAUUGUUGCAUCAGGCCUAUACCGCCAAAAUCUCGCAGCAGGCGGAUGAAGUAGAUGGUGAAAUCACAAGCCAACGCAGAAGACUGGUUGUGGUGCCAGCUGUGGCUAUACUACUUGAAGCAACACUGACGCUACAACUUUGCCUCCUUGUUGCUGUUGUAUGGUGUUCGGUAAACCGCCAUAGACCACUGGGUCUCGAAGCCGACCCGGCGUCUGUGCACCCACUGGCCGCUUUAAUUACCAAAGACUCAGAUGUGGCACGCCUGUUCAGAGACCUUCAAGGCCAGUCUCCACGAGAAGCGGCAAUAGUCCUACGGAAGAAGAUCCUUCGACUUUGGAAUAACGAACUCGAACUGGCUGGUUCUGCUAUGACUUUGCCUGAGGGACACUCCGGGGCCAAAGAGAGUCGAAAAUUGCCAAAACUCAAGAGCCCUAUACCGUGGGUAUUCCGCCUUGCUGCUACAGUCAGCCUGUGUACUCUUUUACUGGCCAUUAUGGUCGUUAUCGUGACGCUCUUCGGGCUCUCGGAGUCGCACGGUCUGUUCCAGGAAGCCUUUGUGUAUGAGACGCAUUUGAAGCUUGGAAGUACGGAUCUAGGCGCAAUCAAUCCUGCAUCUGUGUUGAGUACUUUCCUUGCUGUAUGCGUUGGGCUUUGGUGGGGUGCGCUGGAUGGCGCACUCCGUCAGCUGCAGCCAUUCCUUUCUCUGGCUGAAGGUCCGACUUCCCCUCGAAAUGGAGGCUCUCUAUCUUAUCGGUCUUCGUACCUCGUGUGGGCUGCGGUGAAAGCCUUCCGCCGAAAACACUGGGUUCUCGCCUGCGUUUGUAUGGGAGCACUUCAAGCGGAGAUAUUUACUGUUGCCAUGUCAGCACUGUGGGAUAGAAGUCCAGGCGCGCUGUCAUCCGUCAUGGAGACGGCACGGCCACUGGAGAUUCGCCAGAUCCCUUAUCUCACCACAGGGGACUCUCCCUUGUUUCUUCAUUCUGGGCCGAUCACGAGCUACCAGAGUGAUGUGCUUGCACAGCUGUACGAUAACCUGACUACCUCAUGGAUGUACGGUGCGGCGGUUCAGCUAGUACUGAACGGAUCACAGCCUGCCUGGAGUUCUGAGGGCUGGAGUUUCGCCCCAGUCGACUUCCCUCAUAUUGUUGAGCGCAAUGGAACAACGCCUAUCAAACAAGGGAAUGCUUCGACGUCAGACGAUGCCAGCACUGGGCUGGAGUCGACGCUGAUCAGCCUGGAUACUUCUGCUAUCCGGGGCCGAAUUGAAUGUUCUCCCUAUGCAGCUCUCGACGAUGAGAGCAAUUGGAUCACAGAGCAAGACCUAAGCAAUACAUCAACAUGGACGGUGCCGGAUGAGCCAAAGAUCGGUACAACGAUGUACCAGCUUGGUUGCAAGGUUGGUGAGGAUGGAAGCGCACUUGAAGAGACGUACCUCUUCAACCUCUUUCCGAAUACGUCUAGCAGCGAACCAUGCUCUGGUGAGUACUAUACUGGAUUCUUCGCCAACCAAGCCCAACUCAGUUGUUGCCAGAACGUAUCUGGCGAUACUAUUGGCGACGCCUAUGUGGGCUACUGGUCGCCCAACUACGUACGCGACGGCUAUCGAGACUUUCCGGUGCUUGCGGACACAUGGCCGGUCAAUUUCACCAUCAAAUGGAUCUAUGGCCAACCUGUCGAGGAGAUCGUGGAACACGAAGAGAUCUUGGAUUUGGGAGGGCGGCUGAUGUGGGUGAAGCCACCACGAAUGCAGGCGCUCAAUUGCAGACCUAUAGUUGAAACAGCCAACGCCCGAGUCAAGGUAGAUCCAGCCAGCGGAGCCGUGGACUCAUAUACGAUCACCGACACUCCUGUUGCGGACGACAAUGCAUGGCGCGAGAUCUUCGCUAGGCAUGCACCUCCAGGCUAUGGCGCUACCCCGUCGGACACAGACACCACCAUCAACGUUACUGUGAGCCAUGGAGUGCUAUUCAUCGGCGCCCUCCUCGGCGCGGCUGACCUCAAUCACCUCUCACGCGGCGGUGGAGGUUAUUGGAACACUCGAGUAGAGUCUCUCGACGACCGUACGUACAACAUUCGCCUGCCAGGCUUGAAUGUCGAUUAUAUGUCUUACUCGAUGUUGUCACUGGCGAACAACGAUCACCAAGCACUGCUCAGCCGCCAAACCCUAGGUGAAACAGCGCAGACCGUCUUCUCGACGUUCUUUCAACAUUACGCCAGCAAUAGGGUCUCGUCCAGUACUGGAGGCUGGGUGUAUCAACCGCGUGGCGCCGAGCUCCCUGCUGGCAUUGAUCAAAAUGGCAACGAAAACAAGAUGAAGCGUCAGACAGCAGAUGGUGCCACUGACGACGCGACGGCUACUUUGCACGUGUCACAGCCUGUCGAAAUGCUGCGAAUGUCACCCAUCGCUGCCGGCAUCUGCAUCGCUAUUCUUACGUACCUUAUCGGCGUCACCAUUGCGGUCAUGCUGGCGUCGAGGAAAUAUGCAAGAGUACUUCACUCGCGCAUCCAAAGCGUCGCCGAUAUUGCGGCGCUGGUGGCUGGUAGCGAUAAGCUGCUGCAGCUUCUGCGAGAACGGCCGCUAUUGGAGAUCGAACACGAUGAUAAUAUUGCGACUACACUUGGAUGGUUCGUCGGCGGGGACGGAAAGGUGCGUUGGGGAGUUGAGCUUGCUGGACCGGGCUCCGGUACGAAGUUUCUGACACAGGACGAAGCGCAUGCUCUCAUGGCGCUGGAGCCGGACAACACAAGAGUGGCCAGCGCGGCCAAUCCUGGGCAUUCGCACCCAGUUGCACUGGUGUCGUCGCCAUCGGUCUCGUCGUCCUCCUCACGUCCGCUUUCGAAUACUCAUGCAGCAGCAUCCGCGAGCCUUUUGUCCGCCUCCGAGUCCCCCGAGGCCGGAGCGGAGCAGAAACUCGACACGCCGCAGUAUCCGCUUUUAAGCACGACCAGCCAAUUGGUACACUCUCCAGCGCAUCGUGACACCAGCGCUGCAGCAGCGCAUUCGUCUCCGGUGUCUCCUAUAUCUCAUGUGAGUCGCGCAUCGCGCAGCAUCGACCUCAGCGAUGUGGAAACCGAGUGGUUGCCGAUGCUGGCGCUUGUAGAGGGGCAGGAUGAUAUUAAUGGGGAUUUGAGCACGCCAGUGGAGAGCUCGUCAAUGAUGCGACCUACGCCGGCUAAUGUGAAAGACGGUCUGCCAGCGACAAGAGGCUCUCAGGACAGAGUCCCUGGAUGGGCUGGUGAGCAGGUCGAAGCCUCGUAG
Molecule: messenger RNA, 4758 nt
Organism: Cyphellophora europaea CBS 101466
Lineage: Eukaryota; Fungi; Ascomycota; Eurotiomycetes; Chaetothyriales; Cyphellophoraceae
Exons: 2
Coding region: 1-4758 (1585 amino acids)
Source: RefSeq, a predicted model, not a curated record